Molecule: messenger RNA, 1198 nt
Organism: Amyelois transitella
Lineage: Eukaryota; Metazoa; Arthropoda; Insecta; Lepidoptera; Pyralidae
Product: zinc carboxypeptidase
Exons: 8
Coding region: 5-1198 (397 amino acids)
Biological process (GO): proteolysis
Molecular function (GO): zinc ion binding; metallocarboxypeptidase activity
Source: RefSeq, a predicted model, not a curated record
UGACAUGUAUGACGCCCAAUUAUGGAGACAUCCGAGCGCCAUCAUGAAGUCAGUAGACUUUACAAUAUCACCGGCAGACAAACCAGAAUUUUUAAAGCAAGCUAAUCAAACUGAAUUGUAUUUAACAACAAUAAGUUCUAAUGUGCAACAAUUAUUUAAUCAACAAACAGUGAAGAACUAUACACGGCGUCAAAUGUCAUCGUUCGACUGGAACAAUUUCUACCGCGUUGACGACAUUUACUCUUGGUUACGUGACCUCAAUUGCACUUACACUGACGCCAUGAAUUUAUUUAGCAUCGGGACGACUGUUGAAAAUCGGCCUAUUUAUGCUGUUAAUGUAUCACACGCAGGAUCGAGAAGACAUAAUUAUAGAUCUGUCGUAUUGGUAGAAGGUGGAAUACAUGCCAGGGAAUGGAUAUCCGUAGCGUAUGUUACUUAUCUAUUGAAUAAAGUUUUGAAUGCUCCGUCAGACACCGACAAAGAAUUUCAAGAUAUCGCUUAUCAAUAUGAUUGGGUGUUUGUACCUCUGUUAAAUCCUGAUGGUUAUGAGUAUUCUCAUACACAUGACCGGUUAUGGCGAAAGAAUCGUAAUAAUAAAGGUGUUGAUAUAAAUAGGAAUUUUGAUGUCGCAUUUGGAACGGUUGGAGUUUGCAAGAAAGCAUCUGCGCCGAACUACUGCGGCAGAAGUCCAUUUUCUGAACAGGAAUCUCUUGCUAUGGCCACACUCGUGGAGGAGUAUAAAGAUAGAUUAUCGCACUAUUUAGCAUUCCAUUCGUAUGGUCAGUACAUUAUUCUGCCGUAUAUGCAUCUUAAAGAACAUCUGGAUAAUUAUGAUGAAGUAGCAAAAGUUGCAAGGGACAUGGCAGCUCAAAUCAAAAGAAAUUAUGGCACGGAGUACACUGUUGGAACUGCUUACGAUACCCUUGGUUACACGACUUCCGGAGCGAGUACUUCUUGGGUCAAAAAAACUUAUCACGUUCCGUACGUUAUGACGAUCGACCUAAGAGACGAGGGUCAAGAAGGUUUCGCCCUGUCUCCGGAGAACAUCCUACCAACUUGCAAAGAGACCAUAGACGGCCUGGUGACAUUUCUCAAGGAAACUGAAGCAGUCAAUAUCCGAACUUCUGGAUGUGAGAGUUUGCGUUUGAAAUUAUACGUUUCGUUAUUGCAUUGUAUUGUGUUUUAUGUUAUUUUUUAG